Molecule: messenger RNA, 16364 nt
Organism: Lethenteron reissneri (Far Eastern brook lamprey)
Lineage: Eukaryota; Metazoa; Chordata; Hyperoartia; Petromyzontiformes; Petromyzontidae
Product: probable E3 ubiquitin-protein ligase HERC1
Molecular function (GO): ubiquitin-protein transferase activity; protein binding
Source: RefSeq, a predicted model, not a curated record
CUGGUCACAAACGCCUCCCAGGCAGAAAUCGUCUCUCUAUUCGCCUAUAACGUCCACGUAAGCGGCGCUCCGAGGAUAUUUUGGUUGCGAGAAGCCGGCGUUUGGUGGUGCUGCUGGUGGUUGUUGUUGGUGCUGCGACUGCGGCUGCAGGGAAUGGUUUGAGGCAGAGAAUCUCGCUCCGUCUCCCGUUAGCGAGGCCCCUGUCCCUCUGUCUGGUCGUCGAGAAAUCAUGGAUUGCAAAUUUGUAUGACUGCCAAUAAUGACUUCACAGCUGACAUUUGAAACCUGAAACGACAAUUGAAACAUCACAAAAAUACAGCAUUUUUCAGUGAAGAUAAGAUGGCGAAUGUAAUUCCUCCCGUGAAGCUGAAGUGGCUGGAACAUCUCAAUGGCUCUUGGGUACUUGAAGACAGCGAGUCCAUCACCACACGAGAAGGGGCAUCUGCCCUUUAUGACCGACUCUUAGCUAAUAAGGAAGUUGUUGCGCUACCACAACAGGUGAUGAGGCUGAAAGGCCCCCAACUGCCAGACUUUGAGCGGGAGUCGCUGUCGAGUGAAGAGCAGGAACACUACCUGGGAGCACUGCUUGCCAGCCAACUGGCCCUCGCCAAGACUGUAUGCUCAGACUCGCCCUUCGCCGCCACCCUGCGGCAGCGCCUCCUCGUACUGCAACGCAUCUUCUAUGCGCUCGCCAGCAAGUACCACGACCGGGGACGUGCCCGCCAGCAACAAGCGUCUGCUCCAGAGGGUGGCUCAGGCCCCGGUGAUGCAGGGAGUGCAAGCGAGAGGCAACGAUCAGGAACCGAUGCGCUCAUCGAGAUGGGAGUGAAGACGGGCCUCAGUCUGCUGUUUGCGUUGCUGCGUCAGAGUUGGCACUUGCCUUCCCAGGCACCAGUCGCACUGCCAGGUCCAAACCCAAGUUUGUGCAAUGAUGUGCUAAGCACAGCAGUAGAAGUACUAGGGUCUCUACCACCCCUCUCCCUGGCCAAUGAGAGCAAGCUCCCACCUAUGGGGCUGGAUUGCCUGGCUCAGGUGACUGCCUUUCUCAAGGGAGUUACAAUGGCAUCGUCGGGCGCUGACGUGCUUGGCCGCCGCCUGGCCUGUGAACUGCUGUUGGGGCUGGCAGCCCAACGGGGCUCCCUGCGCUAUCUACUAGAGUGGAUUGAGAUGGCCUUGGCAGCCUCUGGAGGGAAAGUACCUGAUGUUGACUCAACUAUGGCCGCCACCACAACAGCUGCUACCACUUCCACAACUGCAGCUUCCACAGUCUCCUUGGAGCCUGCACAUCAAUCGAUGAGUCUGGAGGGCAUGAUUGGAUACGACUGCUUCAUGAGUGUGCUCACACAAAUGAGGCGCUCCAUGGGUACAUCCUCUGAGCACAACCAGUGGAGAGAGCCCAAACGAACCCCUGAUGGCCUCUGCUGUCUCUACCAGGCUGCAAUGUGUUUGUUUGAGGAGGUUUGCCAAAUGGCAUCGGACUACACACGCUCCUGUGUGAAUGCGGACGGGGGGCAGACCGGUGACAGCCCCGUUGUUUCGGAGACCAGCGAGGUGUACGUGUGGGGCAGCAACAGCAGCCACCAGCUUGCUGAAGGAGCCCAGGAGAAAAUCUUGCAACCCAAGAUGGCAUCAGGCUUUGCCAAUGCACAAACGAUUGAAGCGGGUCAGUACUGCACAUUCGUCAUUGCAGUCGACGGGUCGGUGCGAGCCUGUGGAAAGGGCAGUUAUGGACGUUUGGGAUUGGGUGACUCCAACAACCAGUCGACACUCAAGAAGUUAACCUUUGAGCCUCAGCGCGCCGUCAAGAAGAUCUCGUCAUCCAGAGGCUCCGAUGGUCAUACACUGGCUGUAACCAUGGAAGGAGAAGUGUUUAGCUGGGGUGAUGGUGACUAUGGAAAGCUGGGCCAUGGCAAUAGCUCAACGCAGAAGUACCCCAAGCUGAUCCAAGGGCCACUGCAGGGCAAGGUGGUGGUGUGCGUGUCUGCUGGCUACAGGCACAGUGCGUCUGUCACGGAGGAUGGGGAGCUGUACACAUGGGGAGAAGGGGACUUUGGCAGACUAGGACAUGGAGACAGCAACAGCCGGAACAUCCCUACCCUGGUGAAGGACAUUAGUAACGUGGGGCAAGUCGCGUGCGGCAGCUCCCACACAAUUGCUGUGUCGCAGGAUGGACGUAUUGUCUGGUCCUUUGGCGGAGGAGACAAUGGGAAACUUGGUCAUGGAGAUACAAACAGAGUGUACAAGCCGAAGGUCAUCGAAGCCUUGCAAGGGAUGUUUAUUCGCAAAGUUUGUGCGGGUAGCCAGUCGUCUCUAGCGCUGACAUCCACUGGCCAGCUCUAUGCAUGGGGUUGCGGGGCCUGCCUUGGCUGUGGCUCUUCAGAGGCGACUGCCUUGCGACCAAAGCUCAUUGAAGAUUUGGCAUGCACACGCAUCGUGGACAUCUCCUGUGGGGACAGCCACUGCCUGGCACUUACCCAUGAUAACGAAGUGUACGCAUGGGGUAACAACUCCAUGGGACAGUGCGGGCAAGGGCAUUCAACCAGCCCUGUGACCAAGCCCAAGAAGGUGAUGGGCAUGGAUGGGAUUUCUGUACAGCAGAUCUCAGCUGGCACCUCGCACAGCUUGGCAUGGACUGCUCUGCCUACAGACCGGCAAGUGGUUGCCUGGCACCGACCAUUUUGCGUGGACCUGGAGGAAAGCACCUUCUCACACCUGCGCUCCUUCCUGGAGCACUACUACGACCGCAUCAACAGCGAUGUUCCACCCACUCCUUUUCCUACAUCAAGAGAGCAUCACCACUUCGUACUGCUGUGCCUCAAGUUGCUGUCCACCCACCUGUCGCUGGCCAUGGCAGGUGGGGUGGCCACCAGUAUCUUGGGGAGGCAGGCAAGGCCCCUCCGUAACCUGCUGUUCCGACUCAUGGACUCCUCGGUGCCCGACUCCAUCCAGGAGGCAGUUAUUGAAACCCUGUCUGUGGGUGCCUCCAUGCUACUGCCCCCACUGCGAGAGAGGAUGGAGCUCUUGCACUCACUGCUGCCGCAGGGCCCUGCCAGAUGGGAGAGUCUGUCCAAGGGACAGAGGAUGCAGCUGGAUAUAAUCUUGACCAGCUUGCAGGAUCACACUCAUGUGGCCUCACUCCUGGGCUACAGUGCUCCAGCAGACCCCAUUGAAGGCCCAUCACCUGGCCCUAGUCCCACAGAUACUGACCUCCCUCACACGGGUCAGCCCGACACUCACCUUGCCGAAGUGCUCAUGAAGACGCUGCUUCGCAAUAUGGGCUUCUACACGGAGCAAGCAUUUGGAGAGCUGGAGAAGAACAGUGACAAGCAGAAUGCCGAGAUGUCGCCUUCCGACAGCAACCCACCUGCCCAUCUCCAUGAGCUUCUGUCUUCCCUUCACAAGCAGUUGCUGGCCUACUGCCAUGUCAACAAUGUUGCCGAGACGUCCAGCAGCGUGGCCCUCCUGCACAAGCAUCUGCAGCUGCUGCUUCCUCAUGCAGCAGAGAUCUUCGCACGCUCGGUGUCCCUGUUGAGGGAGACUCCCCGCAAUGGCAGUGUGAGGGACAAGUUGAGAGAUGUAUUAUAUAGCUCGGCAGCGGGCAGCAUGCUGUGCCAGAUUGUGAACUCGCUGCUGUUGCUCGCGGUGCCUGUGGUGCGGCCACUGCUGAGCCAUCUGUUGGAACUGCUGCCUCCACUGGACCGCCUCAAUCGCCUGCUGCCAGCUGCCCAUCUACUCGAGGAGCAAGAGCUGGAGUGGCCAAUGCAUGGUUCAUGUGAGCGGGUGGAGCCUGUUGGACCAUCUCUGGGUCAGCCAGCGCAAGUGUGGGUGUGGCUUGUGGACCUGGAGAGGACCAUCUCUCUGCUGGUGGGCCGAUGCCUCGGGGGCAUGCUGCAGGGUCCAUCAAACACCCCAGAGGAGCAGGACUGCGCACACUGGCUGUUCAGCCUGCUCUUCAGUAAUGGCCUGGAUAUGAACAUUGUGCAGUUUGACAAAUGCAUGAACUCUCUAACGGAGGCAGCACUUUCGGGCAAUGAGGAGCACAAGCCGUUUGAGUACAGGCUGUCAGCUGAUGUCUCCCUUCUCGUGGACCUGGCCCUUGGCUCCACCAAAGAACCAGCACGCAGCCUUUGGGUCAAAAUGCAAGACUACGCACUGAGCAGGGACUGGGACAGCUCCAACCUUAGCAGUGAACCUCUACUGGACACAGUGUCGAGGUUCGCUCUCGCUGCUUUCCUCAAGCACACUGGGCAGCUCAAGACUGCAUGCCAAGACCGGUUUCAGCCCAACCGACUGAUUUCAGAAGUCUACUCCUGCGUUUACAAACUCCGCAAUCGACUCUUGGCUCAACGCAAUAUUGAGCUGAUUAACCCGCGUUCCAGAGCAUCGGAAAGAUUGAAGCUGCUCUCGUACAAUUCAGAUGGUGGUGAGGACGAGGGCCAGGAUGGGCCCCUUGCUCAUACUCUGGAUGAAGAGACGGAGCUGGAGGAACGGCUGGAGCGCGAGCGUGAGCAUGAGCAGCGGGAAGGACAGGAGGAAGAAGAGGAAGAGAGGGAUGACACUCUGACGCCUGGCAAAGUUUUUCAAUGUUUCCUAUCAGCACGGGAUGCGGCUCGAACGCGAGAACGAGAACGCGACAGGGAGCGGGAGAGGCUUGGCGUUGGGAGUUCAAAUUCCCCAGCGCUAGACGAGCAGUCCGAGGACCACAACCAACCGUCGGUGGGGCCGCAGUCAAGCCAAGCGACCAAGAGAAAGAGCUCGGGCGUUGGGUUUGAGGAGUUGGAUAUUUUCACACUGGCAUGCAACACGGUUAUCCAGCGGUGCGCCUUGCUUAUUCUGGCGGUGAGCCCCGCUGUGAGGGACUGCCAGAGUAGAGAAGAAGACCUGCCCGGACAAGGUGGUUACAUUGGCAACCUAGGAGGACUUUCACCAGAGGACAUCGAUGCUCGUGGCAGGAGCAGUUCUCAGCCAGGCCGGGCCAGGAGAGAGUCUGAUUCUGAUGAUGAUGCAUAUACAAGGGAUUCUGAGCGUGGAUUUAGAGAAGAUUCUGAAAUGACUUCUAAAACUACUCAGCAGAGGCAUGAUUCUGAGAUCGCCUUGCAAGAGGCACGCAGGCAGCAGCAGCAACAACAGCAGCGUUACCUGGGCAGAGAUAAGGCAAUUGGUGCCCGGGGCCGCCCCUCAGAUGGCCAGACGCUGGUUGAGACCCUGUCUGGCUUCAUCACAGGAGACCUGGCUCAGUCGCCUGGCCUUCGUGAGCCUGAGGAAGGCCGUUCCAGCAACCCACACCUGCUGGCCAUCGCUAUGGAGCAGCAACAAACGCGAGCAGAGCUGCGUGUGGAGGCAUUGCACCAAAUCCUCACUCUGAUUGCUGGGAUGGAGGACAAGGAUUGCCAGCCAUCGGGGAGGAGUGAGCAUGGUACCCCUAUGUCACCUGGUUUCCAAUCGGCUGCCCUGCUAACGUCUGUCCGCCUGCAAUUUCUUGCCGGCUGUUUCGGCCUAGGCGUGGUCACCUCAAAUAGCCUGGAGGGAGACAGCGUACAGCUCCAUCACUACCAGGAUGGAAUUACAGCAGCGAAGAGACAUACUCAAACAUUAAUUCAGUCUUUGGUUCACAAGAUCUACCAGCAUCUCGCUGCUGUGCUGGAUCGUGGCUUGCAGACCAACCGGCAUCCAAUUGGUGCACAGCAGCGUCUACAGCUCGUCACAGUGUUUGCACUGAGCAUGCGUUACCAGCCUGUGGAUGUGUCACUGGCUGUGUCCACUGGACUUCUGGGCAUCCUUUCGGAGCUGUGCGGUACUGACAUGUCUCUGGGUCAGCCUUGGCUCCUCAUCCACAAGCCAGGCCUUUCUCAAAUUGGCACAGCGCUCAAGGUAGCCAGCACCAGGCUGCUGCAGAUCCUGGCCAUCACCACAGGCACCUACGCAGACCGGCUGAAUCCCAAAGUGGUACAGAUGUUGCUCGACCUGCUGUGUAGCCAGUUGAAGAAUCUCCUUACCCAAGCAGAGGGGGUGUUCACAUCUGGUGCUGACAAGGGGCAAGAAUGGGCAGCGGACACUGUUCAUAAUGUGUCUGUCGAAUCCUGCACACCCAAGAGCAUUCACACCGCCGAGAUCCAGCUUGGGGACUUCCUGGUUUUUCUGCGGAGAGUCGUGUGCUCCAAGGCUAUUCAGUCCAAGAUGGCCUCGCCAAAAUGGACAGAAGUGCUCCUGAACAUCGCCGCUCAGAGGCGGCCCUCAGGGGUGCCCUUGGUGGGGAAUCUCCGCACCAGGCUGCUGGCGCUGCACAUGUUGGAGGCCGUCCUUCCCGCCUGCGAAUCGGUCAUCAACUCGGAACUAAUGCAGCAGGUUGUGGAGCGGUUGUUCUCGCUGCUGGCAGACUGUAUGUGGGAGCUGCCACUGGCGCUGUCAAAACAUCCAGCUGCCAGCAAGGACAGAGAGUCUGAGCUAAAACUGCUGCACAAACCCCGAGAGGUAAGCGGGGAGGAUGAAAACUUGCCCAUUCAAGAGGUCACUUUUGACCCCGAGAAGACCAUGUGCUGCACGGUGGAAAAUGGCACCGUGCUGGCUCACGGUAGCGGGGGCAAGGGUUACGGCCUCGCGUCCGCUGGAAUUUCCUCUGGCUGCUACCAAUGGAAGUUUCUUAUUGUAAAGGAGAACCGUGGAAAUGAGGGGACGUGCGUCGGGGUCUCCCGCUGGCCUGUUCGUGAUUUUAACCACCGCACUACUUCAGACAUGUGGCUGUACCGUGCGUACAGCGGCAACCUCUACCACAGCGGGGAACAUACACUCACCCUGCCCAGCUUCACACAGGGCGACCUCAUCACGUGUGUAAUGGACACAGAGGCUCGCACCAUCUCCUUCGGCAAGAAUGGAGAGGAGCCCAAGCUUGCAUUUGAGGAUGUGGAUGUGACUGAACUCUACCCAUGCAUCAUGUUUUACAGCAGUAACCCUGGUGAAAAGGUCAAGAUUUGUGAGAUGCAAAUGCGUGGGACCCCGCGAGAUCUGCUGCCCGGUGACCCCACCUGUAGCCCAGGCCCUGUGGUUCUGUCCGAAGCCACGGUACAGCUGGUUCGAGUGCUGCACCGUACAGACCGCUGGACCCACUCCAUCAAUCGGCAUCUUACAGAGCGCUUGCAGCGUGUGCGGCCCUGCCUUGCAGCUACCACCUCCAGGGUUUGCAAAUCUCGAUCGGGCCGCACCCUCCCAAGGUCUGACUCGCAGUGCCGAGAAGAUGUUGAGGAAGGUGCCGAACUGGAACAGGACGUGCUGGGGAAGGAGACCGAGUCGUCUGAUGAACAGCAGCAGCAGCAACAGCAGCAGCAGCAUCCCAACCGCCAAUGCCGCUCCAGCCCCGGAGAGCUCUCGGAUGAGCAGCUUCGCACGCUGUGUGUGGAGGUGUGGCCCGUGCUCGCUGUGAUGGGUGGUGUGGACUGCGGCCUGCGCCUCGGUGGCCGCUGCGUGCACAAGCUGACGGGACGUCACGCCACGCUGCUGGGUGUUCUCAAAGAAGGCAGUGCCUCUGCCAAGGUUCAGUGGGAGGAUGCGGAGGUCACAAUCAGUGUGCUGAAUUCUUGGUCACCCAGCGACACUCCUCUGGCCAAUCUGGAGCCCUGCGAGCCGGUUCCUUUUGAUGCCGGCCGCUUGCACGGUGUGUCUGCGUCCACGCUACUGGACCUCACGCACCUCACGGGAAUCCAAGAGGACUUGGGUCUUUCUGGCGGGAAAAGUGUAAAGGGCCCUUCAGGCGGUGGAAGAAGGUCCGAUCGGAGGCCACCUCCCCGUAAGCAGGAAUCCCAGGAGAAGGCUGAGCUCGAUCAAACAUUGGACGAGGAGCCAACGCAAACCUUGGUUGAAGAUGGGGGAGAGAGUGCAGAAGUGAAAGCUGCAGACCUGCAAACUGAUGGACAGCAGUUGGCCACCUCGGAAGCCACCAACGUACCAAUGGUCAAAUCUCCAGAAGCUGCUGCCAUUAGUACAUUUGAAGUACAUAAAAAGAAAUGUCACGAUUCAUGCAAGAGUCAUGAAGCUGAGAUUCGUGCCGUGCAGAUUUCUUUUCUGUGCCUGGGUGCAAUGAAAGCAUUGAGUGUCCUGCUAAGCUGUGGUCGGUACGCAGAGCUGCUGCUUGUUCCCAAGGCAUGCCCAGAUGGAGGGAACCACAAUGCAGACCGUGGUGGUAUGAGCCCCUCGGGAGGCCAGUCUGGGCACGAAGAGACUGAGCUGAGGGCUUCCCUGCAGGCGUUGAUGCGCAGUGUGGUGCGUCGUGCCGUGUCGCGAUCCCCAAUCAAGUGGGCCAUCUCACUGGGUGAGAUGGAGCGUGCUCAGUCUGUAAUCCACAAGCUGGCAGUCCGAGGAUUGUUGGAGGAGCGCUUGGGUUUCCGCAACAGACAAGAGUUUAAUGCAGAAGAUGGUGGUUCGGCUCCCAUGACUGGACAGACGCCAGUCACCACCAGCCCAUCCAGCUCCAGCACCACAUCCCUCAUGAGCAGCUCUCUGGAGGACACCACGACCGCCACCACGCCCGUCACGGACACCGAAGCUGCUCUCAUUCCUGAAUUGCCAGGACCAAACAUGAUGCAGCAUGCUAGGAAUGCCGCGUUCCAGAGCUACCAGCUGCCCCUUGGUCCUCCGCACCCUGCCCGGCGUGCACAGACGCCGCCACCUCUCUCGCCUGCAACGGCCAGCUCCCAACCAACGUCCCCGUCCGAGGAGACCUACCGCCGGCAGAGCCUUACGACCUCUGAGCCGCAGCACAACCGCCAGCCUACAAGGACAGCAUCAUCAGACCCCAGCAGCCGGCAGUCUUGCUCCCCUCCCCCACCACCAGUUGCCGUGCCACUUCUGGAGAUGGGAUUCCCACUGCGCCACAUUCAGCGAGCCAUGGAGGCCACAGGCACCCGAGGAGAUGCAGACACACAGAAUGUUACCCUGCUGGCCACGUGGAUGCUUGAGCACCCAUAUAUGGAGGACGAAGAGACCACCUCGGCUGCAUCGCUGCCUAGUCCUGGCACGGCGGGGGCGUCUGGGGGUCCGGGCUUGUCUGGGGCGGCCUCAACUGCUGCCACAAACCCCAAAACGGCAGAGCGCAACACGACUCGAGGCAUGUCCACCAGUGAGACGGCCGAGCUCGAGGAGGGCUUCAGUGAGAGUCCGUUCGACCAGGUGGAGAGAGGCAGCAUGCUGGGUAUUCCUCUGACACGGGUCAGGCCGCCUCCAGCACGCAGACACCGGCUCAACCUGGCUGCGCGCACUCUGCUCGCACGUGCGGCAGGCAUUUACCGCUCGGCGCGAGGUGAGACUGUGAGUGGCAGCGGCACCGGCGGUGGCAGCAGCGCAGCAAACAGCGGUGCACCUGCACGUGAGGGCGUGACGGCCCCGCAGCGAGGUGACCAAGGCUCGCUCUACGACAUGAGCCUGGAUGAGGAGCUGGACCUAAGCCUUGAUGAGGAAGCAAUGGAGGAGAUGUUUGGUCAGGAUCUGGCCAGUGAGAGCGAGCUGCUGGGGAUGUGGUUCCCGGAGGUACUGGAUUGGCCGACUUGGCACGUGCGCGAGCUGGACGACCCUGAAGAAGUGCUCUGCGAGCUCUGCGACAUCACGACGCCCACGUUCAACCAACACAUGCGGCACCACCACGCUGGCUGUGGGGGCAGUGCUGAACGGCAGGGCUACCGCAGCAACGGCUCGUACGUGGAUGGCUGGUUUGGAGGGGACUGCGGCACUGGCAAUCCCUACUACCUGCUUUGCAGCCGCUGCCGAGCCAAAUACCUCGCUCGCAAGAGCAAAAAGGGGCUCUCUGGCUCAGGAAGUGGUAAGGGUCGAGCUCUGGACCUAAUUGGCAAGCAGGAGAGUCUCUAUGAAGAAGAUUGGGACCUACUGGAGGUAGAUGAGGAUGACCGCCUCACAGGGCUGGAGGAUUUUGACUUGCUGGCUGCCCCGCUUGGCCUCAAUGAGAGGAAGAUUGUCCCAGAUCCGGUUCAGUUCCCUGACAGUGACCCCCUGGGUGCAUCUGUUGCAAUGGUCACUGCCACAAGCGGCAUGGAAGAGACGCUGAUGCAGAUAGGAAUCUUGGGCUCUGUUGAAAAGCAGACCUCUAGCCGCGUGUCCCUGGGGGAACAGGCAGUGAUUCUGCGUGACCCUCAUGAUCGCAUCCUUGCCCUCAAACGUGUGACUGCUGCAGCUCAGAUCUUACUGGCUCGAACUAUGGUCAUGAGGACACUGUCUCUCCUUUCCGUCAGUGGCUCGGCAUGCAGCUUGACGGCAGGGCUGGAGGCCCUGGGCCUCACGGACAUCCGCACGUUGGUGCGCCUCAUGUGCCUUGCGGCCGCUGGAAGGGUGGGCCUGACCACCAGUAGCCCCAGCAGCAGCGCUGAGCACCUGCCGGACGGUUGCAGCAUCAUCAGCUCCAAGAUGCACAAGCCCAUCUCCUGCCUGGCGUAUCUCAGCUCUGCCAUCGGCUGUCUCGCUUCAAACAGCCCCAGUGCAGCCAAGCUGCUUGUUCAAUUGUGCACACAGGAUCUGAUUUCGGCAGCAACGGGAAUGAACCUGGCGAUGAUUGAAGAUCCAUCUCAGCGCAAGCGACUGCCCAGCUUUCUGCGUGGUCCAGCAGAGGAGAAUAAGCCUGUGGCCUCGCCAAACUUUGUUGUCACUCAAGCCCUAGUUGCACUUCUUGCUGAAAGAGGUGCCAAGCUGAGACCAGGACCUGACAAGGAGGAGGAAGCCAAAGGUCCUCUGGAGCUGGCGAACGCGCUGGCUGCCUGCUGCCUGUCUGCGCGUCUAUCGUCGCAGCACAGGCAGUGGGCUGCCCAGCAGCUUGUGAGAGCUCUGGCCGCCCAUGAUCGAGACAACCAGACCAGGCCGCAAACCUUUGCAGACAUGACUGGGGACCUGCGCAAAUGCCCCCAGAUGAAGCUUGAAGCUCAUCAAAACAGAGUGACGAGCUGCUGCUGGAGCAACAAGAAGCAGCUCCUGGCUACGAGCGGCAAUGAUGGGACUGUGAGGAUUUGGAGCGUUUCCAAAAACCAGUACACGCUUCAGCAAACCUGCGUCUUUCACAAACUUGAUAAUGAGGCGGAGGAGAGUGCCAGUGGCCUGGGGUCCCCGAGUGACCCACACCUCUCCCAGGUCUGCUGGAGUGUCAGCGGAAAAUAUAUUGCUGCUUCUCUGGACAAGACUGUCAACAUCUGGCCCGUCAAUGGUGGCCGUGGCCACGUGGAUCUACAGCCCUACUGGGUGACUUGCCUGGCGUGGCCUGAUGAGCAGGCCGCAUUCGGAGGGCGGGCCAGUCUGUCCGUGGAAAUGCUGCUGAUUGGCCGGCUCGAUGGUUCGCUUGGCCUCAUCGAGGUGGUCGACUCCUCCACCAUAUUCCACCAUUCGGAGCUACAGCACUGCUGCAGAAAGGAUGUGGCCGUUCUUUGCAUCGCGUGGUACUGCGAAGACAAGCCGUUUGCAGUUGGUUAUGCUGAUGGAAAAAUUUUGAUUGGAAAGAAGGGUUCCUUUGAAAAGCCCAGCGUGAUGAUCAUUGAUGCGUAUCAAGAGGCUGUAACGCACAUUAAGUGGGAUCCCAUGGGCAAACUGCUACUUAGCUGCGCUGCCAAAGAGGAGAACGUCAAGAUAUGGGCACAUGGCGACGAGAGUGGAUGGCACUGCCGCUUUCUGUUGCCCCACCCUUCCGUUGUCAACACCGUGGCCUGGAGCAGCUUGCUUGGCAGGGGCCCAAACUCUCGGCUCAUGCUUGCAUCAGGCUGUCAGAGUGGGCUUGUGUGCGUAUGGACAAUCCCACAAAACACAGACGCUGAAGUGCCAGAGCCUCAAGAAUCAGAAACGAUAUGUGAGGAAAAGCAGAAAAUGGUGAAGGACUGGGUACACAGGAAGGAGGCGGUACAGUGUGCCUAUCGUCUGAGUGGACACAUCACAGCUGUCAAGAUGGUGGCUUUUAGUGCUGAUGGGAUGGUGCUGGCGUCGGGAGGGGUUGGCAGCCUCAUGAACAUCUGGUCUAUGCAGGAUGGGUCAGUGCUGCAGACAGUGGUGUCUGGGUCUGGAUCAAUAACAAGUAUGGUUUGGAUUCCUGAUGUUGGAGUGGCAACAUGUUCCAACCGGUCCAAGGAUGUGUUGGUGGUGAGCUGCAUGGCUGAUUGGGUGUCCAAGCACCAGGUCUUGGCUACUUGCCGCACCGCUCUGCGCAGUCAGGGUAUCGUGGGCCUUAGCGCAGCGCCCUGCAUGCGGGCCCUGCUGGAGAGGUUGCCUAUCAUGCUGCAGGAACAGUAUUUCUAUGAGAAGCUGUUUGUGGUGUCGGGAGAACAACUGGUGCAUAGUGCCUAUAUGCAGUGCCUGGCUUCGUUGGCCGUUGGGCUCAACUUGGAGGUAGUUCUGUGCCGUCCACCGCUUCCUCCCCACCACCGGAGCGUGACUCUGGGUGCCACCCCAGUGGAGGUGGGUGGCAACUGGAACCCCUUGGAGUGGACCUGGUUGGCCUCCUUUUCCACCACGGUGAAGACAGCCGAAGCGCUGGCACGGAGCUCUGCGUUCCCCGAAACGUUUGUGGUUCCCGAGUUGGAGCACCUACCACCUGAGGAGCAGCUCCAGCCACAGGACAACACUAAAUGGAAUGCAUCAAUGGAUGAGCAGAUAAUGGCAUGGGCUACAGCCAAACCAGAGGACUGGCAGCUGGGCGGGAAGUGCGAAGCGUACAUGUGGGGCGGGGGCCGUCACGGCCAGCUGGCAGAGGCCGGCCGGAGUGUUCUGACACCGACCCUCACGCCCUCCUUCUCGCAGGCACAACAGGUUGUGUGUGGGCAGAACUGCACAUUUGUUGUACAAGCCAAUGGUUCUGUGAUGGCCUGUGGAGAAGGCAGUUAUGGACGACUAGGACAAGGAAAUUCUGAUGAUCUGCACACUUUAACAGUCAUCUCAGCUCUGCAAGGGUUUGUGGUGACUCAGCUGUCAACAUCGUGUGGCUCCGAUGGCCACUCCAUGGCCCUGACAGAGAGUGGAGAGGUCUUCAGCUGGGGCGAUGGUGAUUAUGGGAAACUGGGCCACGGCAAUAGUGACCGUCAACGGCGACCCCGUCAGAUCGAGGCCCUCCAGGGAGAGGAGGUUGUCCAGCUCUCCUGUGGUUUCAAGCACUCUGCUGUGGUCACAGCUGACGGAAAGUUGUUCACGUUCGGAAACGGUGAUUAUGGCCGACUUGGCCACGGCAAUACAUCCAACAAGAAGCUGCCCGAGAAGGUGACCAGCCUCGACGGACAACAGGUUGGGCAGGUGGCAUGUGGCUUAAAUCAUACCCUGGUUGUUUCAAAUGAUGGCAUGACUGUCUGGGCUUUUGGUGAUGGAGACUAUGGGAAGCUUGGUUUGGGGAACUCCACUGCAAAGUCUUCACCGCAGAAAGUGGAUGCCCUAUGUUUUAUUGGAAUGAAAAAGGUUUGCUGUGGGACCCAGUUCUCUGUUGCCCUUACAAAGGAUGGGCGAGUCUUCACCUUUGGCCAAGACCGCCUGAUCGGGCUACCAGAGGGGAGGGCCAGAAAUCACAACAGGCCUCAGCAAGUGCCAGCGUUGGCAGGCAUCUUUGUGGAGGACGUGGCCGUGGGUGCUGAGCACACACUCGUUCUGGCUUCGACAGGGGACGUCUACGCCUGGGGGAGCAACUCGGAGGGGCAGCUCGGACUGGGACACACAAACCCCGUGCGUGAGCCAACACUGGUGACCGCACUGCAGGGAAAGAAUGCUCGGCAGAUUGCAGCCGGGCGCUGCCACAGUGCAGCAUGGACAUCGCCUCCUGUCUGUCCCAGAGCUCCAGGAACGCCCGUGGCCCUGCAGUUGGGGCAACCAGAGUGUGUGCCGCCUCAGUACAACUCUCUGCGGGAGUGCAGCGUCGAGGCCAUCCGUGCUCGCCUGCGCGUUCUCUACCACUUCUCAGACCUCAUGUACACUUCGUGGAGGCUCAUCAACCUCUCGCCCAAUAUUCAGUUCAACACAUCGCGGUACAACGCCGGUGCAUGGGGGAUAGUGCAGGGUCAGCUGAGGCCGUUACUGGCACCCCGCGUCUACACCCUGCCCAUGGUUCGCUCCAUUGGCAAGACCAUGGUGCAGGGCAAGAACUAUGGGCCACAGAUCACAGUCAAGCGCAUCUCUACCAGGGGACGGAAGUGCAAGCCCAUCUUUGUACAGAUCGCUCGGCAGGUGGUGAAGUUAAGUGCGUCAGACCUGCGGCUGCCCUCGCGUGCCUGGAAGGUGAAACUGGUUGGGGAGGGAGCAGACGAUGCUGGUGGAGUAUUUGAUGACACCAUCACUGAGAUGUGCCAGGAGUUGGAGACUGGUGUUGUGGACCUUCUUAUUCCAACCCCAAACUCCGCUGCAGAAGUUGGUUACAACAGAGACAGGUUCAUAUUUAAUCCGUCGGCAAGUCUGGAUGAGCACCUUCUGCAGUUCAAAUUCUUGGGUAUCCUGAUGGGUGUGGCAAUGCGCACAAAGAAACCACUGGACCUGCACCUGGCUCCCAUGGUGUGGAAGCAGCUGUGCUCCAUCCCGCUUGGGCUGGAGGACCUCGAGGAAGUCGAUCUGCUGUACGUGCAGAGCCUUUGUAGCAUAUUGCACAUUGAGGACAGUGGCAUCACCGAGCUCAACUUCCACGAGAUGAUUCCCCUGGACUCGUUUGUGGGACGAAGUGCGGAUGGCAAAGUGGUACCAAUCGUACCGGGGGGGAAUAGUAUCCCUGUCACCUUCUCGAACCGGAAGGACUAUGUGGAGCGAGCCAUCGAGUGCAGGAUGCAUGAGAUGGACCGACAGGUUGCAGCGGUGCGCGAGGGCAUGUCCUGGAUCGUCCCCGUUCCGCUGCUGUCGCUGCUGACGGCAAAGCAACUGGAGCAGAUGGUGUGCGGAUUGCCCGAGAUCUCGGUAGAGGUAUUGCGCAAGGUGGUGCGCUACCGUGAGGUGGAUGAGCAGCACCAGCUCAUCCAGUGGCUCUGGCAGACGCUGACCGACUUCUCCAAUGAGGAGCGCGUGCUCUUCAUGCGCUUCGUGUCGGGACGCUCGCGCCUGCCUGCCAAUCUGGCUGACAUCUCGCAGCGCUUCCAGAUCAUGAAGGUCGAUCGGCCGUUUGACAGCCUCCCCACCUCGCAGACCUGCUUCUUCCAGCUGCGCCUGCCUCCCUACUCUAGCCAGAUCGUCAUGGCCGAGCGGCUGCGUUACGCCAUCAACAACUGCAAGUCCAUCGACAUGGACAACUACAUGCUCUCACGCAACGCUGACAAUGCCGAUGGCUCCGACACGGACUACUGAGCGUAAAGAGACGCAUCCCCCCCCCCUGGGCCGGUGGCGCUUUUCUGCAAAGCAACCAGCUCCUACCCUUUCUACAAUUCUUACGUUUGUUGCAUUAUAUCCACAGACUACUGAUGUUUGGACUGUGUUGUCUAUCCACCCAUCCACCAUGCUGGCUCAACAUUAACAGUAUAAAGUGAUUAAGGUAAAUGUCCACCUGUGUCACUUGUUAAUUUUUAGCAGCAGCCUUCUGGGGGGGGGGGGGUUUCUAUUGUUUUUAUUUUCAUUGCAACCACCUUUGUAUGGAAUUAUAGAUCUUUGUACAUGUAAAGUGUUUUAAACAAAAUGUGUACUCCGAUCGUAACGAAAGAGGUGAAUAACCUUGCGUUAAAUAUUUUCCCUUAUGACCGUGGAUUUGUGUCUUGUGUUCUUUCAGACAUUUGCAUUGUGUUUUUUUUAUGAAUGCUAUGCUGUGCAUAUAAUGAGUCACUUGUUUAUUGCUUCUAAAUCAGAAAAAAAACAGUGACUCUGAGCCUGGUGAUGGUGCUGUACUAUACCAUUGUGCAUAUUCACGUGAAGUGCACGUGUCAUUUCCAACAAAAGAAACUGAGCCACUUAUUUUUAAGUUUAUUCAUUUUUAUUUACGCAUGGAAAACACAAUCUAUAUUGGAAGUCGUCUUAAUUGCACAAUUAACAUUCUAACUUUAUACCGAGGUUCGUGUCAUUGAGAAACAAGAUUACUCUUGGAAAGUGCUGAUGGAUAAUGAUAGUAUUAAGUAUUUAAAGUAAUAUAAAGUUUAGCGACUUAUUCACCACACAAUUAUAGAGCGUAAAAAGUACAAAGAUUUGGAAGUCAAAGGUGCAUUACAAUUUUUUUUUACUGUAAAUGUUAUUUUUAGACAAGCAUGUCACUUUUCGCAGUGGCUUCCCUUUCACGAAUUAAUUUUCCAUGAGAUAUGUACAUUUGUGUAUGAAAACAUCGAAAGCAGGGAGGACAAUUUGACAUUUAUUUUUAAAAUAUUUAUUUCAAUCUUCCAUUCUUCUGUUUGUCACCCAUCACAAAAGCUGGGCGUGUGAUUUAUGCCAAACGGACACAAUAAAUGCAGCAUUCAUUA